Diorhabda carinulata is the source of this 3846-nucleotide messenger RNA. Its product is annotated as cytochrome P450 6a2-like. Gene Ontology annotation, molecular function: oxidoreductase activity, acting on paired donors, with incorporation or reduction of molecular oxygen; heme binding; iron ion binding. The coding region runs from base 598 to 2133 and encodes 511 amino acids. The record is from RefSeq and is a predicted model, not a curated record. The transcript has 5 exons. Lineage: Eukaryota; Metazoa; Arthropoda; Insecta; Coleoptera; Chrysomelidae.
CAGAUAGAACUUUAAUCCCAAUUUUCAUUUUAAAAACAUUCCUCAAGCUAUUUCAACAUUAAUGACUAAAAUGUUUACUUCCUUUCAAUCUACGAGGUACAUCCACAAACCAUUUUAAAAUACAGAGUACAUUGGACCCUUGACUAUAGAAACGUAAGAAUUUUCCACCACUAUAGUUAAAGGUUAAAUGUUCCCAUCAGGAGUGGCGGGAUAAUUUGGCACUUGGAGAUAUUAAGAAAAUAAUAAAAAAGCGUUUCAUCCAUCCCCACUCGACGGUACUCUCCAAUAUUCAUGAAGCAGAAGAUGAAUUCUUGUUUUAUUCAUUCAGUUUAUUUGAUAUGGCAACAGUGUUGAAAUCAGUUUGGGUGUAAGCGACUGUGUAUAUCUAAUUUAAACUUGUAAUUGAGAAUAAAGUGCGUAAUAAAAUACCGUAGGUCGAUAACAGAAAUGAAAUGUGUUUGUUUAAUAAACAUAAAUAUUUAUCAAGAAAAGAAGGAUGAAUAAAUAACUACGGUGAAAUGAUAAAUCAGUGAAUACAAAGUGAGGUUAUUGCUUUCGUCCGCUAACAGUGAGUGCAAAACAGAAUCUCGUACAGCGAUGCUUCCACUAUUAGUAUUAAUUGUAAUACUAGCAGUUUAUUUAUACAUAAAAUGGAUUUAUUCCCAUUGGAAAAGAACAGGACUACAACAAAUUGAACCAAAUUUUUUAUACGGAAAUGUUAAAAAUACAAUUUUGGGAAGAAUUAGUAUCGGCGAUUUGUAUAAAAACUUUUACGCUGAAUUCAAAUCAAUGGGAUUAAAACAUGGAGGUAUUUACGAAUUUUUAACUCCGGCUUACGUACCAAUCGAUACGGAAAUUAUAAAAUGUAUUUUACAAAAAGAUUUUAAUCAUUUUAUGAACCAUGGCGAGUAUGUUAACGAAGAAUUGGAUCCCCUCACCGGGCAUCUUUUAGCUUUGGAAAACGAAAGAUGGAAGAAACUGAGAGGAAAACUCACACCUACAUUUACAUCAGGUAAAAUGAAGAUGAUGUUUCCAACAAUGGUAACAUGUACUGAAGGUUUAAUAGAUAUCCUUAAAGAUUAUGCUAAAAUUCAAGAUGGUGUAGAUAUCAAGGACGUGUUACAGAGAUUUACAACCGACAUAAUAGGUUCAGCAGCUUUUGGUUUGGAUUGUAAUAGUUUGAAAGACCCCAAUUCCGAAUUUAUGGAAUUUGGUAGGAAAAUAUUUAGAGGCAGUAGAAUCAGGAGUUUGAAACGAAUGAUUUGUAACAAUCUACCAAAAAGUUUUUUGUCGUUUAUAAGAUUUAAACGAACCGACAGAUCUAUAGAAGAUUUUUUCAUGGGAGUUGUUAGAAGUACGGUCGAUUAUAGAGAAAGCAACAACAUACAUCGUAGAGACUUUAUGCAUUUAUUACUGCAGCUCAAAAACAGAGGAAAAGUUACUGAAGAUGAAAGUAUUUUUCCUAAUGGAGACGAAAAAGGAGAUCACUUUCUAACGUUCAACGAAGUUGCAGCUCAAUGUUUCGUCUUCUUUUUGGCUGGUUUCGAAACUUCUUCAACAACAAUGACGUUUGUUUUACUGGAAUUAGCUAAACGUCAAGAUCUUCAAGAUAAAUUGAGAGAAGAAAUAAAAACCGUCAUCCAAAGACACAAUAACAAAAUAACUUACGAAGGUAUAAUGGAAAUGAGUUAUUUAGAUAAAGUUGUUAAUGAAACGUUACGUCUCCAUCCACCUGCACCACUCACCGGAAGAGUAUGUAAUGCUGCAUAUAGAAUCCCCAAUACAGACGUCAUCAUUCAAAAAGGAGAUAAAAUAAGAAUUUCCAUCUUGGGUAUUCAUAGAGAUCCCGAAUAUUACCCGGACCCUGAUACGUUUGAUCCGGAGAGAUUUAACGAAGAAAAUAAAGCUAAGAGACCAAAUUUUUCGUUUUUACCAUUCGGUGAGGGUCCAAGGAUUUGCAUCGGUGAGUUUAUCAUCUCUAUUAAAGGUAAACAAGAGAAACGGCAUCUCCAAAAUUAUUUUCGUCGUAAAAACUAUAUUGAUAGUUUAGAAAUUGAUGACUUAAUUUUAUAUUUAGUACAGAGGUUUUUAGUAAAUUCGAUUAACCAUUUUAAUGAAACAAUUUAUCAAUAAUCUGGGGUGGAUGAAACUUAUACGGAAACGGGGACGUUCCUGAUGGACCGAAUUAGUGUAGUCUUAUGAAUUAACAUCAUUAAUAUCUCUACCUCUAAAGGCGAUAUCUUUCGGCCUUUCUAGUGCUCUGUUCCAGUUGUGUCUUUACCGGGUAUCCACACCCCAAGUCCACGGUUGAUUCAUGACCUUAUCAAUUAGGUAUUUCACAGGUGUAUGAUCUGGAGGUACGUUUACUGCAUCCUCAUCCACCGUAGCUUCAACUUACUAUCGAUUAGGACCUUCAGAGGUAUGUGAACUGCAGAUACAUUCAGGUGCAUCUUCAUGUAUCCAAACACCAAGUUCACUGCCGCUCCGACUCACUGCCAACUAUAAUCUUCACAGAUGUCUGACCUCGAGAUGUAUUCAGCUGUACUUUUACGUCACUUUUUUCCAAACACAAAGUCCAUUGUUGCCUCGUGACUACUAACUAGUGCCUCCAUCUGUGUCUUCAUUAAGCUUGCCAAUAGUUAGGACCAAUACUUUCUCUUCAAUAGGAAUGACGUCUUAAUAUCAUUUUGUCAACUAACCUUGCAGAAACCAUUAUUUCUAAUGGUAUUGUUGUAACGUCUCUCCUUUGAGUUGAAUCGACUCUUAAUACUGUUUCACUAUCGAAUAAGACCCUGAAAGUCUGAAGAUAUAACCAGCUGUAUCUUUACUAAGCUUGCCGAUGCUCAGGACCAAAACUCUCUUUGUCCAUUGUCCACAACCACUAAUCCUGGAACUCUAGUUGCUAUUGGAAUUCAUAAAAUAGUCAUUGUGCUAGUACAUUUUUCUGAAACCAUGGUUUUUAUUGACAUUAAUAGAACGCUGCUUCUUGGAAAUCGAUCGAUAUCACUGUUGUACUUUCUCAAACGGUCACGUCCUUUAUAAUCGUUGGUAUACCUUAUAUUGUCUUUAACCUAAAUAUCAAAUCAUCUCUAAACAGGUUGAGCAUAGUAGUAUGCCACUCUUUGAACCAUUAUUGAUGGAUUUGUUGUUUUCCAGUUGUCUUCUGAGCUUCGUUAUCAACAAUUCACUUGAUUACUAUUCGGGUAUGCUUGUUGAAUCAACUCUACACUAAUUUGUGACUCAUGGCAAAAGAGGUUGUUUAUUUAUUAUAAGAAAUCAUUAUUAAUAACAUUCUGUUCUUUGACCUUUCACUAUCAUCGUCUAACUUUGUUGUCUCCUUUGAUGUCGUUAAUUUCUUAUAUAGUUAAUCUGAGGUACCGACCAAAUUUUUUUUAAAAUAAUUCCAUAACAUUCCAUCACAAUAUGCUGAAAUAUCGAAUUUUUUACUUUGAGUUUUGUUGAAACAAUAAAAUGAAAUGUAGAUAAGGUCUAUAAAGAUUAUAUUUGGGAUAUCGACAAUGCGGAAGUUCCUAAAAUUGAAAGUAAGGAGGGCUCCUAUUUUAGAGUUUAAUCUUUACUUGUAAUUUGACGUUUUUAGUACGAAUAUAUGUAAUUUUUUUUAUAAAUUUAGGUGCAAGAUUCGGCCUUCUACAGACGAAAGUGGGAUUAGUUUCAAUAAUUAAAAAUUUCAAAGUGACUUUGAACGAAAAAACCAAACUUCCAAUUACGUAUAUGCCAAAAGCUAUUAUUUCUAGCGUUGCAGGUGGCGUAUGGUUAAAUGUGCAUGAGGUAGAAUAAAUUUCACAAUUUCAAAUAUUAUUUGUUUAAUAAAUGCAUUUAUUUGAA